Messenger RNA from Eucalyptus grandis, 2303 nucleotides. RefSeq names its product CRIB domain-containing protein RIC5. The coding region runs from base 1541 to 2281 and encodes 246 amino acids. The record is from RefSeq and is a predicted model, not a curated record. Lineage: Eukaryota; Viridiplantae; Streptophyta; Magnoliopsida; Myrtales; Myrtaceae. The transcript is spliced from 5 exons.
UUUCGACGCCUGGCAUUGUAACAUUCUACGACAAGGCACUACGGGAGAUUAAUCCCUCGAGAGACCCUAGAAAAGCCAUUAAUCAGAUAAAUUUCCACGACAUGGCUUCGGUUAGAGAAGUCAGUUCUUGUUUCAACAUAAAAACACCGGAUGAAAGAAAGAUCUUUCGGUUUUGUUAUGCUUGGAAAAGGCUGAAAGUCACCUUUUGUAAAUUACUGUACUUAUGAAUAACGAGGACGACAACUUUUGUUCCUGUGCUUGCCUCGUGGCUCAUUAGCUUUAAUAAGUAAAUUUCGCCAUGCGACACAUUGCUGAUUUUUAAUCUUGGUAACUGCCCUUAGCCUUGUAAAUCUAAGGAAAUCCGCUCAAAUUGAACUUAGAAAUGAUUUUGAAGAAUGAAUAACCAGCUUAUUAUAUAACAGAUUUAAAUUUAAGAACAACUGCUUAGCAUUUAUUCGCAUUACUUAUUUCAACCGUGAGAAUGAUGCCUAACUGAGAAUGAGACUGAAAAACACAUUUUUAUAGAUCUAUAUGACUUAUAAAAGAGACCCUCAAAGGAAAUUGUACCGAAAAAUUGCAUGUCGCCAUCGAAUUCCGCUUAGCAUCACAAUUAGAAAAAUGGUUUGCAAAGGUAGACCGAGAAUAGCUCCUGAUCAUUAGCUUUAUUUCAUUGUUAUAGCAUUGAUCAAUUCGACAACUUGUGCAAAUUCAAAUUAACUGAAAUUCACGCUAAUUUAAUGUUUCAUCUUCUGACAACGAUGUGCUCAAUGAUAUACACAUAACGCUCUAGAAUCUUGGUCGAACAAUUAUGAGGUGCUCUUGGAAGCAUCACAUGGCCGUCAUCUCAAAUACCGAGUGCAGUGAAACUUCCCAUUUCUUUCCUUACAAGGAGGAACUGAGAGUUUUGCACCGGGCUUUUUCCAAGCACCCCUUAGCUAUCCCAUUGUACCGGUCAAGCACAGGCUUUCUUCCAUGGAUAACGAAAUGUCCAACCGCUGUUCCCGCGCUUUCCUUAGAGAGACCCGUUCAACCGCCUCCUAUUCUCCUUCCCCCUAAAUAUAGAGAGCUUUUGGCAUGUCUGGUUUCUGCUUUUAACCUUAUUUUGCCCCCUUGAAUCCGGGUCAAAAUAACUGGUUGUUGAUUGACUGGCAAGGCAAGAAAUUGGAACAGACAAGCGCGUCCCAACCAGAUCUGUGUCUGCAACAUGUCAAUCCAUCUUCAUUCCUGACCAAGCACGGAAGUCAUAAGAACUCGUUGUCUCUCGUCGAAGGUCGACCAUUUCGAGCAUUAGGAAGACAUCUUCAGAGCGCGACAGCCUCUUCCGCCGCCAGCCAUUCGACAUCUUUGAUCUCCCAUACCGAAUUGUUUAGCAAUCCUUAGAAUGGCGUUGUGCCGGUCGGGCCGAGCAAUGGCAAGCUGGCCGAACUUCUAUUCCUGACUAACUGUCAACGGAUGCCGGAUUGCCUUGGCGUUUUCCUGACAUAAUCAUACAUCUGAAGCUCCGGAGCCAGCCUAGAACGACCGCCAAUUCUCAGGAGGAAUGCCGACGAAGGUGAAGGGCCUCCUCAAAGGCCUGAGAUAUAUUUCGCAUAUAUUCGACAACAAAAAGGAGCAAGAAUUGCAGAUCGGGUUACCCACGGACGUAAAGCACGUCGCUCACAUCGGAUGGGAAGGCCCCUCCGCCAACGCCCCGAGUUGGAUGCACCAGUUCGAUUCGACUCCGCAGCUCACGUUGCAGCCAGUUGAUCCUCUGGAAGACGCCAUAGACCCUUCCGUCCAAUCUCCAUCGGAAGCGGAUAUGAAGCAAACCGGGGCAGGAAGCCCGGACACGCUCUUGCGAAGCAUUAAGGAUGCACAGGACUCACCAAGACACCUACUAUCUAAAGGCUUUGGCUCACCUCAGAGCUCACCUUCCAAGCGUGCCUCUAGUGCAACGAGGCAUCUGAGGCGGCACCGCAAAUCAGCCUCAUCCACUGAUUCCCUGACUCAAGAAUCAUUGCGCACCACCCGACAUUCUAGAAAAAACCAGAAUUUGGGUCUUGGAGUAGAGACACCCUCACACGAUGCUGCCAUGGUGUCGAAGCAAUCGCGGAGGAGGAAAUCAAAGGGUUCAUCUGGCAGUGGGUCGACAAGGAUGUUGCGAUCAAAAGGGCAAAGUCCUUCGAACGAUGCAUCCUCGUUGACAGAGCAUGGGUCAGGGACCGAACGUGGACAAGGACUAAUGAAGAUUCAGAGUCAUCUCAGCACAGUUACCGAAGUGUCCGAAGAAGGGAAUGGGUGAGAAAUGAUUAGUGGUUAGUGUA